AAGCUUGAAAUUUGAGGUCUCUUGCAAGGGGUUCUCAAUCAAGGCAAUGUGUGAAUCAGUCAGUGCUCAAGUCAACACAGGAAAUGCAGCGAGAUUUAUUUGGCCUCGUGAAUUUGAUUGCAAUUUUCACAACACUUCAGAAUGCAAAAGSAAACCACAGGUGCAUCGUGAAAUCUGUCAGCGGAGUUGCACUAAAAAAUUCCGUCAUAAAGUCUUAUCACAACCCAAGCAUUCACGAAUGUUUCACGGACUGCAAGAAAAACCCGGACUGCAGAAGUGUCAACUUUUUUAUCAAGAGUUCGCUAUGUGAGCAUAAUAACAUUACGAUAUCAGACAGUCCUGCCAACAAAGUCGACAACGAUGAAGCGACGUACAUUGACAAUCCAACCCCUAAAAAAAAGACAACCGGAUGGAAGUUAAUCGCACGAUUUUCAAACUCGGACACCAAGAACUGGAUGGCUGUUAAUGGUGCCUGGUGGUACGACAUAACCACUACUCAGGGCGACACUUCCAAUACAGCUGUCAAUCAAGAUAUGAUAGCGUCAGGCUUUUGGACAACCAAAGGAUACGAAAUCAAGGUAACCCGAACCGAUGACCCCACCCACACACCUCUUUUAGUGACCACUUCCAACUGUCUCGGUGGCAAAACAUUUCGAGAGAAGAUUUCCAGCUUUGGCAACUUUAGAAAUGGAGCGAUUUGGUCUUCAYAUAAAUGUCUUGGUAAAUGUACGGUAACCUAUGGUGGCCAGUACUCAACAACCGCAGGAUUUUCAAAGACAAGUUGUGACAGUAAUGUACUCACAAGAAAUCAAAUUGGAUUUUGGUGUGACUACAGCUCUGGAGCUGGAGCAGUCAUUUCGAUUGGCGGUGCUGGAAGUGCUUGCGAUAGAGCUGACCACGGCCUUGCUGUCACAGAGGAAAACGCGGGAAAAUUUGGAACCAGUGCAGGUUGCGACUUUGGAGACGAUGGGUUAUCUUCCUGCGCUAAACAGUCUUACGCACUUAACCUAUGGAUUUUAGUCGGCCCAGUACCACCCACAACAUCGGACUGGAAGUUGAUCGCACGAUUUUCAAACUCGGACACCAAGAACUGGAUGGCUGUCAAUGGUGCCUGGUGGUACGACAUAACCACUACUCAGGGCGACACUUCCAAUACAGCUGUCAAUCAAGAUAUGAUAGCGUCAGGCUUUUGGACAACCAAAGGAUACGAAAUCAAGGUAACCCGAACCGAUGACCCCACCCACACACCUCUUUUAGUGACCACUUCCAACUGUCUCGGUGGCAAAACA
Molecule: messenger RNA, 1289 nt
Organism: Exaiptasia diaphana
Lineage: Eukaryota; Metazoa; Cnidaria; Anthozoa; Actiniaria; Aiptasiidae
Exons: 4
Source: RefSeq, a predicted model, not a curated record